GUCGUUAACUCUGCAGAUGUUGCUCUGAAGCUGUUGCUCUGAACCAUGGGCGACCCUCUCCAGCCUCCAGUGCCCUUUGACGACUUUACUUUCUCUUUCGAUCCUGCUCUCCACAACCUCUUCCCGUCUCCUCCGCCCUUGCCAUCUUCAGCAGAUCUCUUCUCACCCUCAGAAACAACUGACUUGCUCGGCUUUCUCGAGAACUUCAGUUGGGAUGUCGAAGCAGAAACACAGGAUCGUCCACAGUCCGGUACCCCACAAGUAGCACCAUCAAAUUCAUCAAACAAUGCACAACCAUCGACUUCGAGCAAUCAAAGUCCAAUGAACGUUCCCAACAGUCCGCAGCUAGCAGUAGUAGCGUCCUCAGGAGGAACCCCAUCUGUCAGUGAAACAUCACCCACACCUCCACCCGCACAACCUAUAUCUUCCGCUCAACGACCUAAACCACUCCUUUCAACACCUCAGAAACGACUUAAUCAUAUCAUGUCCGAGCAGAAACGCCGUAACGCCAUUCGCGAUGGAUACGUCCAGCUCACUACACUACUUGCUCCCGCUGGGGCGCCUCCAGGAACAGGUAUGCCCACACGCGGUCGUCCUAAAGGCAGCAGUAGUAGGAAUGGUGGCAGAGGCGACGGGAAAGGGGGUGUUGCUUUCAAGGGCAAGAGUGGGAUUCUCUUUAGGGCGGUGGAAUAUGUGAAAUGGCUUGAAGAAAGCAGGGAUGCGUUGCUUGCUGAAGUCGCAAAGGUGGAAACAGCUGCAGGGAUCCAUCGCUCAUGAUAUUGGUGGUGGUGGACAGGAUCCUGUUGAUGCUUUUGAUUCCGUCUUGCUCUGCCACAAUACCCUUGCUUGCUUGCUUUCGAUCACCCAUCAUCGCUCAUUCCUCACUCCCACCCUUCUUACCCGCAUACACCCAGCACUUGCAUUCGCAUUUAAUUUAUGGUCUCUUUAUAGCCCUCUCAUUCCAUUGUAUCAUUACCUUGCAUCCGAUAUCCAAGGAAAUUGUAAUACACUGUAACCAUGCACUGG
Messenger RNA from Somion occarium, 1026 nucleotides. The record is from the annotation of a GenBank genome assembly. Lineage: Eukaryota; Fungi; Basidiomycota; Agaricomycetes; Polyporales; Cerrenaceae.